AUGCGUCCCAAGCAACAUGAACCCACCCGCCGCGGCACCGGCACCGGCACCAUGAACAACAAGAAGAAGAAAUCGCACCCGCACCACCACCACAAAAAGCCCCCCAAAUCCAUCCUCAAGAACCGCAAGCCACCAACCCCAACAACCAGCGCCGCCGCCGCCGACGCCGACGCGCCCAUCCCCCCCACCGAAGCCGACCUCCCUCCCGCCGAAGCCGACCCCCCUCCCGCCGCCGCCGCCGCCGACAACGAACCCCCCUCCCACGACCGCAACAGCGCCGACGCCCACUCCCCCCCUCCCACCAUCGCCACCAACUCCAAGCGCGCGUGCCAGCUGCUCCUGCGCAUCAAAGCCGACCAGAGCCCCGUCGCGGCCUUUUUCGGCAUCGCGCGGCUCAAGGGCGCGGCGGCGGAGCUGCACCGGCUGCUGGCCGAGGAAGGGGAGCGCGUGCGGACGGGGGAGAGGGACGUGCGGAGGUUGUUGCGGUUGCGUGGUGGGGGCGUGGGGGAGAUUAACAAGGGGGGUGGGGGUGGGGUGAGGGAGUGGGAGUGGUUGGAGCGGGAUGAGGAGGUUUUGGGGAAGACUGUGCAAACGAAGACGGAAUUUGUAUCCAUCAACAGCCAGUUCAACAAGAUCGUCGUCACGCCACUGGAGAAGUCUUUCCGGAACCACGGCCGCUCGCAACCGGACUAUGGCCACCUCCGCAGACAGGCGGAACUGCUGCUGGAGCAGGCGCGCGAGGCGCGCAACGCGCUGAAGACGGCGGUCAAAGAUGCGAAGAGGAGGAAUUCUUCAGCAAGCGAGGACGUCGAGCCGGAUCCGCUGCAGUUCAAGAUUCCGGUUCAGCAUAGGAAGCGGCGCAAGAGGCAUUCGCAGGGGAGGAAGAAGCUUUAG
Molecule: messenger RNA, 894 nt
Organism: Diplodia corticola
Lineage: Eukaryota; Fungi; Ascomycota; Dothideomycetes; Botryosphaeriales; Botryosphaeriaceae
Exons: 2
Coding region: 1-894 (297 amino acids)
Source: RefSeq, a predicted model, not a curated record